Molecule: messenger RNA, 2361 nt
Organism: Podarcis raffonei (Aeolian wall lizard)
Lineage: Eukaryota; Metazoa; Chordata; Lepidosauria; Squamata; Lacertidae
Gene: IRF5
Product: interferon regulatory factor 5
Exons: 9
Coding region: 287-1795 (502 amino acids)
Biological process (GO): regulation of transcription by RNA polymerase II; immune system process
Cellular component (GO): nucleus
Molecular function (GO): DNA-binding transcription factor activity, RNA polymerase II-specific; protein binding; RNA polymerase II cis-regulatory region sequence-specific DNA binding
Source: RefSeq, a predicted model, not a curated record
CCGCCGCUGGCCGCGGGGGCGGCGCGGCUCCUCCCCGCGGAAGCUGCGCGCCCGAGGAGCGCGCCAGGGGCAGCUGCUUCUGCGGAGACUCGGCUCGCCUGGCUUGGAGGCUGGCGGAUCGCAGCCCUUGCCAAGCCCGGGAGGAGGACGGAGAGGAAGAGCAGGGGGUUCCGGGGGGGAACCGACGGCGCCUGGCACCCCGAAAAGAGCGCCGCGUCCUCCCUCGACGGCGCCUCCUUUCUCCCAGGUCGGUCAGUCGGUCAGUCGUCCCUCCGGUGACGCUGCCAUGAGCUCGCAUCCCCGCCGCGUCCGCCUGAAGCCCUGGCUGGUGGCCCAAGUCAACAGCGGUCAGUACCCGGGACUCCGCUGGGUGGACGCCGAGAGAAAGCGCUUCUUCAUUCCCUGGCGCCACGCCACCCGCCACAUCCCCAGCCAGGACGACGAGAACACCAUAUUCAAGGCCUGGGCCAAAGAGACGGGCAAAUACAACGAAGGCGUCGACGAGCCGGACCCCGCCAAGUGGAAAGCCAACCUGCGCUGUGCCCUCAACAAGAGCCGCGAGUUCAACCUGAUUUACGACGGCACCAAGGACACCCCAAUGCAGGCCUUCAAGAUCUACGAGGUUUGCGAUGCCCCACAGCCCAACGGAGAGCCUUUCGCUGGAGAUGAGAACAUCGGCCCUGAAGAAGAGGAGGAGUUGCAGAAGAUGAUGCCAACGCUACAAAUUGCAGAUCCGCCCCACGGCGUGGAGCCCCUGCCCCCCUACCCGUGGCUGAAGCAGGAGGCCUUGUACCCGGGCGCUUGCGCCAACGGAUCCUUCCCCCACGUGGCGCGCAUGAAUGCUCCCCCUCCGCCUCCGCCCGUCGGCGCUUUUGCGGUAGGCGGGGAGCCCGCCGCGCCCAACUUUGCCGAACCGGCCGGAGCGAUGCCCCUCGUUCCAGGGGACGUCCCCAUGUCGGCGGACCUGGAGCCCCUGCGCCCGGGGGGCUGCUCGGUGGCGCCCAUGGAGCAGUUCAUUCCAGAUUUGCUGAUCAGCCCCCACAUGCUGCCAUUGACCGACUUGGAGAUCAAGUUCCAGUACCGCGGCCGCUCGGUGGGCUCCCUGACCAUCAGCAACCCCCACGGCUGCCGCCUCUUCUACAGCAACCUGAAGCCCACCCAGGAGCAGGUGGAGCUCUUUGGGCCGCUGACGCUGGAGCAGGUGCGCUUCCCCAGCGCGGAGGGCGUGCCCAACGAGAAGCAGCGCUUCUACACCCACCAGCUGCUGGAUGUCCUGGACCGGGGCCUCAUCCUGGAGCUGCAGGGACAGGACAUCUAUGCCAUCCGCCUCUGCCAGUGCAAGGUCUUCUGGACCGGGCCCUGCGCCGGGGAGCUGGCGGGCCCCAAUCCCAUCGAGCGCGAGAAGAAGAUCAAGCUCUUCAGCCUGGAGAGCUUCCUUAACGGACUUAUCAUGUUCCAGAAGGGUCAGAGCACCGCCCCACCCCCCUACGAGAUUUUCUUCUGCUUCGGAGAAGAGUGGCCGGACCAGAAGCCUAAAGAGAAGAAGCUGAUCACAGUCCAGGUGGUGCCCGUAGCUGCGCGUCUCCUGUUGGAAAUGUUCUCUGGGGAGCUGUGCUGGUCAGCCGACAGUGUCCGCCUGCAGAUCUCCCACCCGGAUCUCAAGGACAAGAUGGUGGAACAGUUCAAAGAGCUGCACCAGCUCUGGCAGACGCAGCAGAGCGUCCAAGUCCAGAGCCUGCAACUGGCCGGGCCCGAGAGCUGGCCCAUGCAGACCAGCACCACAAACAGCAUGUAGCCGCGAUGGGGGGGCGCCUUGCCACCCCCAGGCCUUAGCCACUUUGCUAGCGGGCGGCCGAUGCAGAGCCACAGGGACUUGCCAGCUCUGGGGCCUCCCGGCGUUCCCAGUUAAGAGCCGGACUUCAGCAGACACCAAGUGGGAUCAUGUAGCCUAACCGGCAACCUUUUGCUGAGCCCAAGAGAAGCCGCAGCGGUUCUUUGCGGGAUAGGGGCCUUCUUCCAAUUGCUGCAAAAAAAGUGAGCUGUCGAAUGGAAGGGGUGCGGGGAAAGGGCCGCAAGGAACUUGCAGGGCAAGGGCAGGUCUUGCGUCAGCGAUGGGGGAAGUCCGUUGAGCUGGGCUGCAGCAGGUAGCUUUACUUAAGCGUAAGCGCUGUAGCAGGGAAGGGAAAACCAGGACUCCCACUUUUUUAAAAGAGCCCCUGCAAAGGUCUGGAGCAGGGCACAAAUGGGAGGGACCCCAAAGGUCCUGUAGCCCCAACCCUCUGAAAUUCAGUAACCACAGAGAACCAUGCGCUGCUGUUGAGCCUCAGCCCCCAAAAGGCCAAAGAUGGAGGCUGCUUUGUG